Messenger RNA from Enterobius vermicularis (human pinworm), 3531 nucleotides. Lineage: Eukaryota; Metazoa; Nematoda; Chromadorea; Rhabditida; Oxyuridae. The record is from the annotation of a GenBank genome assembly.
AUGGAUCUGUUAUUUUCCAACUCACUGCUGGUAAAAAAUGAGUGGGAUGAAAUUAAGCUGGGUAAACUAGCUGCUUCUGUGAAGUGGCUUAUAGGCCAUGUUUAUGGAGGAUUAGUACCUGAUUUGCUCGCUUCUCCAAUACGUUAUAAUGAUAAUAACACUUUUCAUUUGGAGUCUGCUGUGAUAACCGCUUUAACUAAUGCAUCGUUAUACAGUAAUGCCGCUGCAAAGAUAUUCAAAGAUCAAAGCCUUAUUAACCAACCCCACAGUGUUGUUUUAUGGGCGCUGUCCAACCACUCCAUACCUAUCCUGAUCUCAGGUGAGGAAGCCGACCUUGACGAAGGCGUGCUAUCUUCUGUACAGCCUUUUCAUCAGGCUGCUCAUUUGGCGGUUAUGGACGCGUUGAUGACGGCACAUAUGCGGUCUAUAAUAACUAUUGAAAGGAUUGUGACCGCCGUGCAAAAGUACACAACUGUUGAUCCGAGAGAAGAACCAAUGGACAGUGUUGAUGCCUUACUUUUUUGGAUUAACAAGAUCUGUCUGCUUGUCAGGGACGAUAUUGAAAAAUCGCAGUUGACGACGAAGAGAGAGGAAAACCAAUUUGGUCCAGUGGUUGUUCCGGAAAUGGAAGAUCUCUAUGAGGAUAUGUGCGAUGGCGCUUGUUUGUGUGCUCUGGUUGCUUUUUACAGUGAUCAGAUGAACAUGCAAAGAAUAUGUUUUAACGAUCCAAUGAGCAUACCGGAUUGUCAGUAUAAUUUGGUUUUGUUGAAGUCCUUUUGCGAACGGCUACCAUUUAACUUCUUUUAUUUCGAAAUUGAGGAUGUACUGUACUUACACGAAUGCCUGCAACCGAAUGUCAAUGCUUUCUUGGCCGAUCUUUUUAAUUAUUUUGAAGGAACUGUCAAAUCAGCAGAAGUUAAUACAUAUCGUCAUUUUGUUCCUAUAGCUGGAAUUCCUGAUUUGCGUAAAAAUUGUUCUUCCAAACCGGCUGCACUUCCGAGGGGCAAACAACAGCCAUCAAUGACUAGAGCUAUGUCGUUGAUGUCUACCGAUUCCCUUAUUUCUGGCCGUGGAAUGACAGCGAGAGGAAGCGAUGUAGGAGUACGAGGACAGAUAGGUAGCCCAAAUACGACAAACUUCAGACAAAUACUUCAGGUUCCAACAGAUGAAAAUGGUAGGUAUUUGUCUACAACAUUACCUAAUAGUGGAUACGAAAGAAGUGAUUCAAUGCCUGCUGCUAGUGUACGUUUGGCACUCGAAGAAAAAAGGCGCGAUCUUGAGAAGAAACGGCUUUUUGAAAGUAAUCAAAACGAGGCCGAAAGGGUACAAAAGCAAAAGGACGCAUUUUUUGCGCUUAUGCAGCGUAUUGAAAAGGUAGGCAAUGAUCCUCGAUCAAGAACUCACAGUGAGCUUGGAUCACUUUCACCUGCAGGUCCGUCAAAUACUGGAAAACAUUUUAAUUCAGUGCAAGAAACUGUCGAUAAUUUAAGGAAGCAAGUGGAGAAGCUCACUGUACAGCACGAAGAACUAUCAAGACAAGUUCAUGGAGAUAGACGCAUGUCUCAUGCUAUUUCUCAGCCUGCUAUUCACUCAGAAUUGCCGUGCAUGCAAGAACAACAAAUGAUGGUUGAUUCUUAUUGUGCACCUUCUCAGUGUAUGGUUAACUCAUGUGUACAAUCAGCUCGAACUCAAAAUUACGCAGUACCUUAUACUGGUGAAUCAGUUUUUCAGCCUGUUAUUCCUCAGCCUUAUGAUCUUCAGCAACAGGUUUUUAUAGACGGUUGUGGCAUGGCUCCUAUGCUGAACAGCACAAUGGGUGCAGGACUGGCUCCAUCUGUAGCUAGUACAAUGACUAUGGCGCCUUCCCCUUGUGUGUCGCCGUACGUGCUGAGGCAACACCAAGGUGUUUCUUUCCCUCGGCCGGUUCUUGCAUCCUCACCAGUCUCGGCUGUAAUUGCUCCUACCCAGGGGCAGUAUGUACAGAAUGAUGUUAGCGCUGUUGGUCCUUCUGGAAAUGGCAAUACUAACUCGUUCCGUCUGCACCAGAACAAUGCUUCCUCAAGCAGGUUAGAUCCUCCUUUAGAGUUGAAAAAUACGCUUACAAAUUGGGGCCUUACUUACAAAGCGGGUCAUAUGUCGCGUCCUCAGAGACGGACUUGGGAGAAUGGGACCUUUAUAAAAGCCGAAGUGGAUUUGGUAAAUCAGCCUGAUGUUGUGCCGCACGCGCCAUCUGAUCAAGCAGUUUCGCAGCAGUAUUUAUUACUAGGUCUCACUUUUUGUCCUACUCCUAAGUUUUUAAGAGGCUAUAAAAGAUUACUCGUUCUUUUUGAGAUCUAUCCAGAGAGGAUUGAUCGUAGGUCUAUUAUCGCGCAAAAGUUCUUUUGCUUGCAAGAUCAGGUCCCUCCUGGACCAAGCUCUGUGUCUGCGCGCAGGUUGCAGGCUGAAGCAGACCAGUUCCAUUGUCAUUCUAGUACUAAUGAUAGCAGUUCUUAUGAAACCCAGAACGACCAGAAUCGUCAGGAGCUCAAUGAACAGGAUAUGUCGUUGGAUAGCAUUAUUCGACUUAACCACCAGCAGAGUCCGCCCAAAGAUCCAGCUUCAUCUCCUUUAGCUAGCACGCUCCUUAAGCAGCGGCACUCAGCAACCGGAGGAUCGCAGUUUAUAGUUGAAGAUGUGGGCCAGGAGAGAGCUUCAAGCGGCGUGACUCGCGAGAUGGAAGCAAAGAAAGAGGCCUUGCUCGCACGCACUUUGCGUCGCCGUGAACAGCUCGAGCAAAGAGUUGGCGAACUCGAAGCUAGGAACGCUGGAAGGAGGCAGGCGGAGUUGGAAAAGCAAGAAGCUGCGGAGCAGAGGAAAAAGGAGCGGGAAUUGAACAGACAGAGAGCACUUGAGGCGUAUAAAAAGAAAAAAAUGGACCGAGAAUUAGAAAUGAAUGGGUCUCAGAAUGGCCGCGGUCACAGUCAACCUCCAACAUCUCGUCCAAAAACUGUGGUCGAUAUGUCAAAAUCACGUACUUUGCAACGGCCGAGUAGAACUCAGAGUAGUGUUGGGGAGGGGAACGGAUCGUCUUCUGCAAGGAGUACCAUCUCGAGCAUUGGAGAGCCAUCUUUGAAACUUUUUUCGAAGUAUGUUCCUAAGUCGAAUAGAACAAUCAUUAUUAAUGCGCUUCAUUACUCCGUCUUUCCUGGUGCCGUUUGGGACAAGCAGCGAAACGAGGUGUUAAGCGAACUUGCAAAAAAUGAUAGUAAGCACCUUCUACUUUUAUUCAAAGAUCAAAAGUGCCGUUAUAUGGGGGCCUACAGUUGGGACCAACAGUCUGAUACUGCACAUCGUAUACAUGGCAAAGGACCAGUUAUCUGCCACGAGUCGAUGAUGUUCCUAAUGUUUAAGUACGACUCUGGUGCGAAGAGUUUCUCCCAAAUACCAACGAAGCACCUUUCUGCUACUAUCGACGGGUUUACUUUAAAAGAUCAGUAUACACAGUCUGCGAAAAUACCGCAUAGUAAUUCAAGUUAUUCGGGAUUUCGUUAG